AUGAUCCCCGUUGCCGAGUUCAAGCAGUUCGCGGAGCAGCAGCCCGCGUUCAAGGUCCUCAAACCCUGGUGGGAUGUGCUGGCAGAGUAUCUCACGGUGGCCAUGCUCAUGAUUGGGGUCUUCGGCUGCACGCUCCAGGUGACCCAGGACAAGAUCAUCUGCCUGCCCAGUCACGAGGCCCAGGAGAACUCGUCGGGCGUCCUGUGCCAGCAGCUGCUGCCUCGAGGGGUGUCCGAGCAGAUGGGGGGCCUGCGGGAGGUGAGCGGCCUCAAGAACAACCUCGACCUGCAGCAGUACAGUUUCAUCAACCAGCUGUGCUACGAGACGGCCCUGCACUGGUACGCCAAGUACUUCCCCUACCUGGUCGUCAUCCACACGCUCAUCUUCAUGGUCUGUACCAGCUUCUGGUUCAAGUUCCCCGGCACCAGCUCCAAGAUCGAGCACUUCAUAUCCAUCCUGGGCAAGUGCUUCGACUCGCCGUGGACGACGAGGGCCCUGUCCGAGGUCUCUGGGGAGAACCACAAGGGCCCCGCUCCCGGGCGGGUGGUGGCGCUGCCGGCCUCCCCCGGGGCCGGGGCGGGGAAGGUCGGAGACAGUGAGAAGGAGAAGGUGCUGGCGGAGCAGCCCGAGAAGGUGGUGACAGAGCCACCAGUUGUCACCCUCCUGGACAAGAAGGAGGGCGAGCAGGCUAAGGCCCUGUUCGAGAAGGUCAAGAAGUUCCGUGUGCACGUGGAGGAGGGUGACAUCCUCUACACCAUGUACAUACGGCAGACGGUGCUUAAGGUAUGCAAGUUCUUCGCCAUCCUGGUCUACAACCUCAUCUACGUGGAGAAGAUCAGCUUCCUGGUGGCCUGCAGGGUGGAGACGUCCGAGGUCACCGGCUACGCCAGCUUCUGCUGUAACCACACCAAGGCGCACCUCUUCUCCAAGCUGGCCUUCUGCUACAUUUCCUUCAUGUGCGUCUACGGCCUCACCUGCCUCUACACGCUCUACUGGCUCUUCCACCGGCCCCUCAAGGAGUACUCCUUCCGGUCGGUGCGGGAGGAGACAGGCAUGGUGGACAUCCCUGACGUCAAGAAUGACUUCGCCUUCAUGCUGCACCUCAUCGACCAGUACGACUCGCUCUACUCCAAGCGCUUCGCCGUCUUCCUGUCCGAGGUCAGCGAGAGCCGCCUCAAGCAGCUCAACCUCAACCACGAGUGGACGCCCGAGAAGCUCCGGCAGAAGCUGCAGCGCAAUGCCCGCGGCUGCCUGGAGCUGGGCCUGUGCAUGCUGCCCGGGCUGCCGGACACGGUGUUCGAGCUGAGCGAGCUGGAGGCGCUCCGGCUGGAGGCCAUCGGCGACGUCACCUUCCCGCCGGGCCUCUCGCAGCUGGUGCAUCUGCAGGAGCUCAGCCUGCUGCACUCGCCCGCCAAGCUGCCCUUCUCCUCACUUGUCUUCCUGCGGGACCGGCUCAAGGUCAUCAGGGUCAAGUGCGAGGAGCUGCGCGAGGUGCCGCUCUGGGUGUUCGGGCUGCGCGGCCUGGAGGAGCUGCACCUGGAGGGCCUCUUCCCCCCGGAGCUGGCCCGGGCGGCCAAUCUGGAGAGCCUGCGGGAGCUGAAGCAGCUCAAGGUGCUGUCUCUGAGGAGCAAUGCCGGGAAGGUGCCCGCCAGCGUGACCGACGUGGCCGGGCACCUGCAGCACCUCAGCUUGCACAACGACGGCGCCCGCCUGCUGGCCCUCAACAGCCUCAAGAAGCUGGCCGCCCUGCGGGAGCUGGAGCUGGUGGCCUGCGGGCUGGAGCGCAUCCCGCACGCCGUCUUCAGCCUCGGGGCGCUGCAGGAGCUGGACCUCAGGGACAACCACCUGCGCUCCAUCGAGGAGAUCCUCAGCUUCCAGCACUGCCGCAAGCUGGUCACGCUCAGGCUGUGGCACAACCAGAUCGCCUACGUCCCCGAGCAUGUGCGCAAGCUCCGGGGCCUGGAGCAGCUGUACCUCAGCCACAACAAGCUGGAGACGCUGCCCACUCAGCUGGGCCUGUGCACCAGCCUCCGCCUGCUGGACGUCUCGCACAACGGCCUGCGCGCCCUGCCUCCAGAGCUGGGCCUGCUCCAGAGCCUGCAGCACCUGGCCCUCUCCUACAACGCCCUGGAGGCUCUGCCGGACGAGCUCUUCUUCUGCCGCAAGUUGCGGACGUUGCUCCUGGGCUACAACCACCUGAGUUACCUCUCGCCCCACAUCGGCGCGCUCAGGGCCCUCAGCCGCCUGGAGCUCAAGGGCAACCGGCUGGAGGCACUGCCCGAGGAGCUGGGCAACUGUGGGGGGCUCAAGAAGGCAGGGCUGCUGGUGGAGGACACGCUUUACGAGGGCCUUCCGGCAGAAGUGCGAGAAAAAAUGGAGGAGGAAUGA
Messenger RNA from Elephantulus edwardii (Cape elephant shrew), 2388 nucleotides. It is a transcript of the gene LRRC8E, whose product is annotated as leucine rich repeat containing 8 family, member E. Lineage: Eukaryota; Metazoa; Chordata; Mammalia; Macroscelidea; Macroscelididae. The transcript has 2 exons. The record is from RefSeq and is a predicted model, not a curated record. The coding region runs from base 1 to 2388 and encodes 795 amino acids. Gene Ontology annotation, molecular function: protein binding.